Messenger RNA from Epithele typhae, 3633 nucleotides. RefSeq names its product MFS general substrate transporter. Gene Ontology annotation, biological process: transmembrane transport. The record is from RefSeq and is a predicted model, not a curated record. NCBI's taxonomy places the organism in Eukaryota, Fungi, Basidiomycota, Agaricomycetes, Polyporales, Epitheliaceae. The coding region runs from base 1 to 3633 and encodes 1210 amino acids. Gene Ontology annotation, cellular component: membrane. The transcript has 21 exons. Gene Ontology annotation, molecular function: transmembrane transporter activity.
AUGUCCUCCGCAGCCACGCCCCUCCUGGGCGAGGAAUCUGAAGGCAUGUCCCCUCCAUUGGCAACACGCUCGCGCUUGCUGAAUGUGCCCCGACGCGAUGCUCAUCGCUCACGCUCGGUGUCGGCAUCGAAGCGGUUGAAACCGUCCCCUGUAUGGAUUUUAUGUCUGUGCGCAAUCGCUGCUAUCUCAACAUCAGGCACCGCGGCGCCGCGAGUUGAGCUGUACACGCGCACGGUGUGCGCCUCGCACGGGUUGGAUCCAGCGGAAUGCAACACCCCCGAGGUAUCCGCGGCCGCGGCCGAGCUCAUGGCAACGCUUAUGACGCUCUCGGGUGCGUUGGCGAUGCUCACUGCAGCCUGGUGGGGUUCGCUCUCGGACUCCUACGGAAGGAUAGGCGUGCUCGGGUUCAACGUGCUGGGGCUCAUGUUGUCAGACGUGGGCUUCUUGACCGUUUGCCACUUCUGGCAAAGCCUUCCGGGAACGUACUGGUGGUUCGCAGUUGGUCCAGUAUGUGAGGGACUGGUGGGAGGCAUCUCUGUCGCGUCAAUUGUGAUGCACGCAUAUAUCUCAGACUGUUGCGAACCCGCAGCAAGGUCCCGAGCAUUCUCCCUACUCAUGGGCAUUAUCUUCGUAGGAAUGAGUAUAGGCCCGAUCCUCACAGGGUACAUCAUGCGAUCCACGGGCCUUAUUCUGCCCGUGUUCUAUGCAACGGCGACCAUCGACCUCAUUGUCACGCUGGGAGUGUGGUUCGUUAUACCAGAAUCUCUGUCUCAAGAGGAGAUGCAACACCGUAGGGCGUUACGCAAGGCUGCAUCACAGGCCAUGUCCCCCUUGAAAAGACUAGCUUCCUCGUUCGAUUUCAUAUCUCCUCUGGCGCUCCUCUUGCCCCAUAGGACCGAGCACUCUACUUCCAAGAAGUCGAUCGACUGGACUAUGACUAUUUUAGGAUGCGCGUUUGGCUUUGGGACCCUCGUGCAAGCUUCGACAGUCCAACAGAUUCAGUACGCUUACUAUGCGAUGAAGUGGUCAUCCGACAUGGUCAGCUACUGGCUGGGAUGUGCCCACAUCGUGAGAGCGGUAUACCUCACUAUGAUUUUCCCUACCGUCAUGAAGCUUUUCAGCUAUUUGUGGACCAGCAGCCGGAGGUUUACGCCUUCCGACACUGGAAAUCUACCCUCCGAGGACGCUGAGCGGGCACAAGCUGGGCCUUUAACAAACGCAAAAUCCCAUGCGGCCUCGGUCGACUUGUUCCUCGCGCGCGCUGCACUGGUCACCGACGCCGUGUUCUAUGCGCUCUGCUUCACCACCGACUCUGGCAAGCUCUUUGCGGUGUUCUCAAUCAGCGUUUCAUUUGGCCAGAGCUUUGCGCCAACGAUGCAAAGUGUCGCGCUCAGCCUGUACGAGAAGCGUGGGGGGCGCGACACCGGCCGCCUACUCGGCGCGUUGACUGUUGUUUCCGCAUUUAGUUCCCACAUCAUCGGGCCUGCGGUCUUCGGCAUGACAUAUGCGCAGACGGUGGCAACAGUUCCCGGCGCGUUCUACCUUGUGUGCUGCGCCUCUGUUGUCGCCGGGCUGCUUCUCCGGGCGACCGUAUCUCGGCCAUUGCGCCCCCAGCCGCGCGCGACGUCCCGCGACCCCCUCCUCCGCUCGCGCGCCCAACAGUCUCAGCCGCGCUCCCGCCCCCGUCCACCGCACCUCUCCCACUCCACCACGGACUCGAUCGGCCAGCUCCCUGGUCCGGCCGACCUCCUCAACCCCUCGAGCUCACUCGUCUCAGAGGAGCAGGUGGAGCUCCUCCAUGAGUUCGUACACCCCCACCACGGUGCCGAGGAAACGCUCGUCAACGACGCGGCCUUUGGCGAGGAGCAAGGGUUCGCGAAAGACGAUGGGGACGAGAACGCGUGGAUGAUGCAGCGGCCGUGGUGGAGGCGGCCAUCCCCGUACUGGUUCCUGGCGUUCAUACCCUUUACUGCGAUCGCGAUGGGCAUCACCGUUGCGGCUAAGAUCGAGCUGUUCACGUACCUCGUUUGCUUGGCGAUCCAGCCUACUGUCAGUCCUGACCACGGUCUCACAUUUUGCGGGGAUGUAGCUCCCAGUCAGGGUGUCUGCAAGACCGACCCCGUCGUCGCGGCUGGCGUCGCCAAACUCACGACGCUCAUGACCACGAGCGGGGGCAUUAUCGCGUGCAUGACCACCGCCUGGUGGGGUUCGUUGUCAGACCGUGUUGGGCGAAUUCGGAUUUUGGGCUGCGCAGUGAUUGGCUUGCUGAUUGCCGACCUCACGUUCCUGGCCGUCUUCUGGUUCUACGACUAUCUUCCUGGAGGUUACUGGUUCCUCAUGCUGGGACCCCUCUGCGAAGGACUUCUUGGAGGACGUCAUCUGCUGAGUGCCACCGUGCACGCGUACUUCGCGGACACUAGCCCUCCUCACCUCCGAUCACGCUUGUUCUCUCUGGACCUUGGUCUAAUGUUCACUGGUAUCGCCCUCGGUCCGGCGUUGGGCGGUGUCUUGGUCCGCGUCACAGGCAGUUUCAUGAUCGUUUUCUACAUCUCUGCGAUCAUUCACCUCAUCUAUGCUCUCCUCCUAUGGUUCAUCAUUCCGGAGUCUCUGUCCCCAAAGAAGAUGCAGGAUGCCCGUCAGCGGUACAAGCUCGACAUAGAAGAAUAUAAGGCAGCUCACGCCGAAGGGGGAAUCCUGGUAUUUUUGCAGAGGAUAUUCUCGUUCUUGUCCCCAAUCUCGCUGUUCUUCCCUGUCGACUUAAACAAGGGCGGGAAUCCGGCCAAGGGAAAGCGCUGGGAUUGGAGCUUGAUGCUGAUUGCUGCUGCGUACACGUUCGUGAUUGCCAACCUGGGAAUGUACCUUUUCACGAUUCAGUACAUGUCCACAGUCUACGGAUGGUCGACAGAGAACAUCAACUACUGGUUCAGCUCGGUUGGGGUCUCACGCGCUGUGUUCCUAACGCUGAUUCUACCAACCAUCAUCCGGAUCUUCAAACCCAAACCCGUGCAGCUCCCCGUCGAGCCCGUCGAGCCUCUUAGCCCUACUACUACUUCAACCUUCCCACAGCCCCCGGAAGCCCAACGCGCCGCCAGCCAAGAGCGCGCGACCGCCGCCGCCGUAACGGCGCACAAGACCGCGAAGUUCGACCUCGCGCUCGCGCGCGGCUCCGUCUUCGUCGACAUCCUCACGAUGCUGGCAAUGCUCGCGAGCUCCUCCGGCGCGGCGUCGCUCGGGAUGGGCUUCAUGCCCGCCGUGCACUCGGUCGCGCUCGCGCUCUACCAGCGCCGCGGCGGGCGCGACCGUGCUCCAGGCGCUGAGCUCGGCGUCGUCGGCCCGUUCGUGUACGGGCUCACGUACGCGCGCACGGUGGGCACGUUCCCGAAGAUGAUUUUCGUCCUCGCGACGUGCUCGCUCACGCUCGCGUUCGUCCUCGUGAUGUGCGUCCGGCUGCCGGAGGGCGACCUGGCGGGGCGGACGGACGAAGAGGAGCGGCAGCCGCUCGUCGCCGGCGAGAAUGAGGACGAAGAUGAGGACGACCGCCGCCGGGACACGCUCGUUGGCGCGCCGGAGCCGUUGGUCGUCGUCGACGAUGGAGAGGGCCGAGCGGUGGUCAAACCUGUUCCCGAGGUUUAA